This is a messenger RNA of Lacerta agilis (Sand lizard), 3145 nucleotides long. It is a transcript of the gene FYB1, whose product is annotated as FYN binding protein 1. Gene Ontology annotation, molecular function: protein binding. Lineage: Eukaryota; Metazoa; Chordata; Lepidosauria; Squamata; Lacertidae. Gene Ontology annotation, cellular component: plasma membrane. Gene Ontology annotation, biological process: integrin-mediated signaling pathway; protein localization to plasma membrane; T cell receptor signaling pathway. The coding region runs from base 107 to 2614 and encodes 835 amino acids. The record is from RefSeq and is a predicted model, not a curated record. The transcript has 19 exons.
CUAUUUUGAAAGUGUUAACAGUUCCAGGCAAAAGGACAGAGAAAAAUUUCCUCUUCUAACACUACAUUCUUCAGCAGGCUUGUGAUCCCACAAAAAACUUGUUGUCAUGGAUGGCAAGACGAAUGUGAAGUCCAUCAUGGCAAAGUUUAGUAACAACCCAGCCGGGGAGGUUGACAGCCGACAAGCCAGAGUAGCAGGACAGCCGUCGUUGGUGGUGAGGACUGCAUUUGAGAAAUUUAACCACCCAGAAAAUGCCUCUGCACCUCCCAGACCCAGCAACAUCCACAAAUCUCCAUCUUUUAAACCACCUUUGGGCACCAAACCUUCUCUUCCUGACACAUCGGACAAGGACCCAAAGCCACCCCAUUUGAAGAGCAAUGCAGUGGCCAGCAAGGUUGCUGCCCUGGCGCAGGCAGCUAACAGGGAAACGAAUGAAAAACCUGCAUUUCCUAGGCCUUUGGGUCCCAAACCUAUGGACGGACUAAAAGCUGAAUCCAAGCCAUUAUUCCCAAAGCCUCCUGACAACAGAUUGCCGGGCUCUACAGCACCAAAAAAUGAACUCAGGCCACCAGGACUACUCAGGUCAAAUUUUAAACCUGAACCUGAAGGAAACGAGACAAAGCCUGUGUCUCAAAUGGCGGCUGGAUUUAAAGAAAAAGUAAUUGCAGCCUCGCAAGAGAAUGACCCCAAACCUCCUUUUGCAAAGCCAGCCCUUGGGAAGAAACCAGGUUUACAUCCUGUCCCCAAUGAAGAGGCUCUCAAAAAAUACCCCUCCUUGAAUCCGACUUCUCCAAGCCCACUAGGCCUCAAACCCAAACCAAACUCAUUUGUAAUGGCCAAGGGUACCGAAGGAAAGAGAGACAAUGGGAUGGAUUCCACAGCCAGCGCUUUCCCUGGUGUAGCCUUGAGACACGUCGCCGACAAGAGCAACCUGUCUCCGGCCCUCCCAAAAUCUUAUGGGCAGCAGAGCAACGAAGAAGCAAGGCCAAGUGUGGCCAAGAAUAUUUUCAAAGUCAGUCAAGAGGAUUCUGGGUCAACUUCUGGAGCACCUAAAUUCACUGGUCUGCCCAGGGCAGCUACGACAGGACCUUGGGAUAGUAACUCUGAAAAAGAAGAGAAGGACAAGAAUUUGCCAAGACGGAAGGCAAUCCCUCCGCCAUUCAAAUUAGGUUCAGCCCCGCAGAAACCCAGCAGACCUCCAGCGGUGAACCUUGAAAAAUUCAGGAAAUACACUGGAGAAAGCUCCAGCAAACCCCAUGUGGCAGGUUUAGCCCCUGCACUUCCACCACCUGUUUCGACCCUGCAAACCACCACCCAGCUGCCUCCACCACCUCCUCCAUCAGCUUCCCAUCCAUCAGCACAAGCUCCAGUUCUUCCCCCAAGAAACAUCAAGCCCAGGGACAAUGAAGAAAGCUAUGAUGAUGUUGAGUUUGGAGGAAAUGGGGAUGCAGAUGAGAGUUUCAACAGUGAAGGGGAGACAUAUGAAGAUAUAAACGAAAUGAGACCUGCAUCUAGAGAUGAUGAAAGGAAAAAGGAGAAGGAAGAAAGGAAGAAAUCGGAGAAAGAACAAAAAGAGAAAGAGAAAAAAGAGCAGGACAUCAGGAAGAAGUUCAAACUAGUGGGCCCCAUUGAAGUCAUUCACCAGGCCCGAGCUUGCACAGACUUCAAAGGAGGGAAGAACGAUCUGACGUUGAAGCAAGGAGAUAAAAUCGAAAUCAUCCGCAUCACUGACAAUCCAGAGGGGAAGUGGCUGGGAAGGUCAAGAGGCUCCUAUGGCUACAUUAAAACAACCAUGGUGGAAAUUGACUAUGAUUCGUUAAAGCGAAAGCCACGACCUUCUGUUAACAUUCAACUGAGGCAGCCAGACAGUGACCAGGAAGUGUAUGACGAUGUCGGGGAACAGGAUAGCGUCAGCAGUGGAAGUCAAAGUACUGCAGGAGGAUUCCCUCCUCCUCCUCCCUCUGAUGACGUUUAUGAUGGGAUCGAGGGCGAUGAUGAUACACAAACAAGGUCUGUGCCACAUGGUGAAGAUAAGAGUGACUCCUGGCCCCGUGGGCUUUUGAAGAAUCUGUUGAAGGGAAAAGAUUUCCCCAAGAGAAGUGUACGAGAGGCAGCAACUAAAAUCAGUGUGACAGAAGAUAAUGGAGGUUCCUCGACUUUGUCGGCAAAGCAAAUGGGGAAGGAUUCUGGAGACAGUGAUGUCUAUGAUGAUGUAGAGCUAACUGACUUCCCUCCCCCACCAAAAGAACUUAGCAUAGCGAAGUCCCUGAGCUUUGUGAGAGCCAAAUCAGAUGACCGUGAUUCACAGAAACUCAAGAAGAUGGAGAAAGAAGAGAAAGAGUUCCGAAAGAAGUUUAAAUAUGAAGGUGAUAUCCGAGUUCUGUAUACUACAACCAUAUCCCGAGCACCAUCUGCUAAGAAGAGAGGCUCAAAAGACUUACAAGUGAAGCCAGGAGAUUCGGUUGAGGUUAUAAAGAAUGUGGAUGAUACUAAAGUCCUGUGUAGGAAUGAAGAGGGGAAAUAUGGUUAUGUCCGGAGAAGCUGCAUAGUGGAUGAUGAUGAAGAAAUAUAUGAUGAUAUCGCUGAUGAUGGCUGCAUAUAUGACAACGAUUAGCUGUGGAUUUCCCCUCAGCCUGAGCUUCCUCUACUCGAAAUCACCAAGUGGUUGAUGCAAGAGUGAAAUGUAUUCCUCACAUUGGUUGUUGUCUGCAUAGGUACAAAGAUUUGGUUAAGCUGUCUCGCCAGUUUCUGGACUGUAAAGCAGGUCUCACAAUGAAGGCAUUGCAAUGUUGAUGGGACAUGUCACUAUUUUCCUCGAUCAGGUUGAGGAAGCAAACCUCCAAACCACUUCCCUCUUCCACCAGUAUGGUGAAUAUUAAAUUAUUCAGGCAACCACCCAGUUCUCAUUUUACAAACUUAUUUUGUUUGUUUCCUCAAAGCAUACACUUCUAAAAUAUUUCACAGAUGAAAUUAGUCACACUUAUGUGUACUUGCUAUACCCUGUUCUCACACCAGAAGCAUCCUGGACCUAUUACAGCUCUUCUCUAACAGUUCUACAUUGUGUUCAUUUGCUCACCAGUACCGUACUUUUCCGUGUAUAAGACAAGGAUUUUUUACUUGAAAGUAAUGUCACUGCAGAUGAUGA